Molecule: messenger RNA, 1017 nt
Organism: Lolium rigidum
Lineage: Eukaryota; Viridiplantae; Streptophyta; Magnoliopsida; Poales; Poaceae
Product: F-box protein PP2-B10-like
Exons: 2
Coding region: 72-929 (285 amino acids)
Molecular function (GO): protein binding
Source: RefSeq, a predicted model, not a curated record
UCCCCGGACACAGCAGGUAUUCGGGAUCAGCAUCUCCCGCAGAAACCAAAGAGGCUAAGCAAACAAAAAGGAUGGACACCAUUGGCAUGGCGACGGCGAUGGAGAAGACCACCAGAUUCGACGACCUCCCGGUGGGCUGCGUGGCGCACGUGCUGGCGCUCACCUCCCCUCGCGACAUCUGCCGCUGCGCUGCCGUGUCACCGUCCUUCCGCGACGCCGCCGAGUCCGACACCGUCUGGGAGCGCUUCCUCCCGGCGGACUACCUCGCCAUCCUCCUGCGCUCCGGCUCCGGCCGCUCGCCAUCGCCGUCUUCUAAGAAGGAGGCCUACCUACGCCUCUCCGACAGCGGCGUCCUGGUCAUCGACAGCAGCGACACGGCGGUGUGGCUGGCGAGGGGGAGCGGGGCCAAGUGCGUGGCGCUGCCGGCAAGGAAGCUGAGCCUGCCGUGGGACGACGGCGAGUUCAGCUGGAGAUGGACGCCUCACCCGCUCUCCAGGUUCCCGGAGGUGGCGCAGCUGGUGGGCUGCACGGGCCUGGACAUCUACGGCCGGCUCCCGGCAUCGGCGCUGACGCCGGCCACCGACUACGCGGCUUACCUGGUGUUCGGCGUGGCCGACGAAGGCCACCGCGGCCUGAGCUUCCCGGACCAGGAGACGACGGUGGCGGUCGGAGGCCGUGCGGCCUCCAGCCACUCCGUGUGCCUCUGUCCGGACGAGGGGGAGGCACGCAAGUUCAGGGGCGUGGCUCACGCGGACGGCGUGAGGCGGCCGGAGCGACGGGACGACGGAUGGUCGGAGAUGGAGAUGGGGCGGCUGCGUGUGGAUGAGACCGUGGCGGCCGAGGAGGAGGUGGUGGUCAGCUUCGAGGUGCUGGGGUGGUACCCCAAGCGCGGGCUCGUCGUCGAGGCCGUCGAGUUUAGGCCACUCUGAUGAUCUGAUCACUAGUAGACAACAGGUCUUUUGUUCCGGGUGGUUAGGGCCUUUUGUCGCGGGCGGCCAGCCGCGACAACAGAGGCGC